Molecule: messenger RNA, 2123 nt
Organism: Microcebus murinus (gray mouse lemur)
Lineage: Eukaryota; Metazoa; Chordata; Mammalia; Primates; Cheirogaleidae
Gene: EPB42
Product: erythrocyte membrane protein band 4.2
Biological process (GO): peptide cross-linking
Molecular function (GO): protein-glutamine gamma-glutamyltransferase activity
Source: RefSeq, a predicted model, not a curated record
GUAUCAAGAGCUGUGACUUCCAGGCAGCAAGAAACAAUGAGGAGCACCACACCAGAGCCAUCAGCUCCCAGCGACUCAUUGUGAGGAGGGGGCAGCCCUUCACCAUCAUCCUGCACUUCCGUGUUCCUGUCCGUGCGUUUCUCCCUGCUCUGAAGAAGGUGAACCUCGUUGCACAAACUGGAGAGCAGCCUUCCAAGGACAACAGGACCCAAGCCACAUUCCCGAUUUCCAGUCUGGGGGACACAAAGUGGUGGAGUGCAGUGGUGAUGGAGAGAGACACCCAGUCCUGUACCAUCUCUGUGACCACACCCGUGGAUGCUGUCAUUGGCCACUACUCACUGCUGCUGCAGGUCUCCAGCAAGAGGCAACACCUCCUGGGCCAGUUCACGCUGCUCUUCAACCCCUGGGGUAGAGAGGAUGCUGUGUUCCUGGGGAAUGAGGCCCAGCGCAGGGAGUACUUGUUGAACCAGAACGGUCUCAUCUACCUCGGCACGGCUGACUGCAUCCAGGCAGAGUCCUGGGACUUUGGCCAGUUCGAGGGAGAUGUCAUGGACCUUAGCCUGGGCUUGCUGAGUGUGGACAAGCAGGUGGCAGAGUGGAGCCAGCCUGUGCACGUGGCCCGUGUGGUGGGCGCCUUGCUGCGAACUCUCAAGGAGAAGUGUGUCCUGCCCACACCGCAGAGCCAGGACGCCCAGGAACGGGCCUUGCUGAACAAGCGCCGGGGCAGCGUGCCCAUCCUGCGGCAGUGGCUGACGGGCCGAGGGCGGCCUGUGUACGAUGGUCAGGCAUGGGUGCUGGCCGCUGUUGCUUGCACAGUGCUGCGGUGCCUGGGAGUCCCCGCGCGCGUGGUGACAACGUUCGGCUCGGCCCAGGGCACGGGUGGGGACCUGUUGGUGGACGAGUACUACAAUGAGGAGGGGCUGCAGAACGGAGAAGGCCAGAGAGGCGGAAUCUGGAUCUUCCAGACUGCCACAGAGUGUUGGAUGACCCGGCCUGCUCUGCCCCGGGCGUAUGACGGAUGGCAAAUUCUGCACCCAAGUGCUCCCAGUGGAGAAGUCCCUGGGUUCUGUGAUCUGGUCCCAGUCAGAGCAGUCAAGGAGGGGACACUGGGGCUGACCCCUGCAGUGCCAGACCUUUUUGCCGCGGUAAACGCCUCAUGUGUGGUCUGGAAGUGCUGUGAAGACGGGACACUGGAGCUGACUGACUCCAACACAAAGUAUGUUGGCAACAACAUCAGCACCAAGGGUGUGGGCGGUGACCGCUGCGAGGACAUCACUCAGAACUACAAGUAUCCUGAAGGAUCUCUGCAAGAAAAAGAGGUGUUGGAGAGAGUCCAGAAAGAGAGAAUGAAACAUGGGAAAGACAAUGACAUCCAUCUUCCCCAUCCCGAGAGUGCUGAUCCUUUGUACCUAUUCUUGGAAGCACCCAGCUCUCUACCCCUGAGAGGAGAUGCUCAGCUCUCAGUGAUCCUGGUUAACCCCAGUGACCAGGAGAAGGUGGUGCGGCUGGCAAUUGCAGUCCAGGCCGUGCACUACAAUGGCGUCCUUGCUGCCAAGCUCUGGAGGGAGAAGCUGUCCCUCACGCUCAGUGCCAACCUAGUUAAGAGAAUAACCACCAGCCUGUCCUUCUCCUAUUUUGAGCAAAACCCACCUGAGAACAGCUUCCUCAGACUCACCGCCGUGGCAACGCACUCUGAGUCCUGCCUUAGCUGCUUUGCUCAGGAAGACAUUGCCAUUUGUAAACCACGCCUUGCCAUCGAGAUGCCAGAGAAAGCAGAGCAGUAUCAACCUCUUAAGGCCUCAGUCAGCAUCCACAAUUCCCUGGAUGCCCCCAUGAAGGACUGUGUGAUCUCCAUCCGUGGAAAAGGGCUCAUUUACAGAGACAGGAGCUACAGACUAGGUUCAGUGCGGCCUGGAAACACCGUGUGCACCCAGUUCCAGUUCACGCCGACACACGUGGGAUUCCAGAGGCUCACUGUGGAAGUGGACUGCAACAUGUUUCAGAACCUAACCAACUAUAGAAGUGUCACUGUGGUAGCCCCUGAACUUCCAGCUCUACCAUCACUCUCCCAAAUCAACCCUUGAAGUUACAAUCUAAAACCAAACAUGGGCUAGAAAGAGAAA